Diversispora eburnea is the source of this 648-nucleotide messenger RNA. NCBI's taxonomy places the organism in Eukaryota, Fungi, Glomeromycota, Glomeromycetes, Diversisporales, Diversisporaceae. The record is from the annotation of a GenBank genome assembly.
AUGACUAGCCUUAGCGAACUUCUCGAACUUAUCAGGAUUUGCGAAGAAAACGAAAGAAAUGAGAUUAUCGAGUGUAGUAUUUGUGUAGAAGAAUAUUCUAAAUCUAAUUUUCAAAAAAUCACCGAAAAAUGCACUCAUAAUAAUAACAUUUGUAAUGCUUGUGUCGAUAAGCAUAUUAGUUCAAAAAUGAAUGACAAAGGCGAUAUUGUAAUUUAUUGUCCGUAUGAUGGUUGUGGAAAUGAAUUUGAAUUUAAUGAUGUUAAGCGAAUAGUUACCAAGAAAGUGUUUGAAAGAUAUGAUACUUUAACACUUCGGAAAACUCUUCAAAACAUGCCAGAAUUUAAAUGGUGUAAAAAUGCGAGUUGCGGAUCUGGUCAAAUUCAUUUUGAAGGAGACAAUGCACCAAUAAUGACUUGUGAAGCAUGUAAUUCAAAAUCAUGUUAUACUCAUGAUGUACCAUGGCAUGAAGAUAAAACAUGUGCAGAAUAUGAAGAAUAUCGGCAAGGAGCUGAUGCUGCAACUACCGAUUAUUUACAACAAAAAACUAAAGCAUGUCCAAAAUGUGGAAUAAAAAUUGAAAAAAAUGAAGGAUGUAACCAUAUGACUUGUACUAUUUCAAGUUGUAAAUAUGAAUUUUGUUGGUUGUAA